Thermothelomyces thermophilus ATCC 42464 is the source of this 752-nucleotide messenger RNA. RefSeq lists its product as uncharacterized. The record is from RefSeq and is a predicted model, not a curated record. Bases 34 to 474 code for a protein of 146 amino acids. Gene Ontology annotation, molecular function: catalytic activity. Gene Ontology annotation, biological process: DNA repair. The transcript has 3 exons. NCBI's taxonomy places the organism in Eukaryota, Fungi, Ascomycota, Sordariomycetes, Sordariales, Chaetomiaceae.
AGCUCACCUCUCCGUCAGCGCCUCACGAGGAUAAUGCCACGCAGCGACGAAGCCCAGGCUUUCUUCCAUGCCGUCUACAGCGCUGUACAAGAGAUCCCACCUGGUAAAGUGACCAGCUACGGUCACAUUGCCAAACUGGUCGGCACUCCCCAGCGUCCUCGCCAGGUCGGCGUCUGCCUCAAACACCUGCCAUCGGACCCGUCGGCGCGCUUCAACCACGACAAUGUGCCGUGGCAGCGGGUGAUCAACGCCAAGGGCAUCAUCUCGCCUCGGUCUCAGCCGUCAGGGGCGCGGAACCAGGCUGCCGCGCUGGAAGCCGAGGGCGUGACUGUGACGAGGAGCGCGCUGGGAGAGUUCAUGGUCGAUUUUGCCGAGUAUGGGUGGUUCCCCCGCAUCUUGCCUUCCGAAGAGGGGCAGGGUUUAGAUGUAUCUGAUGAGGGGGAUGACGAGGACGAGGAAGCACGAGACAUUUAGGAACGGCAUGAGUUUACACAAUGGGACCAGAUAGAUGUAAGGCGCUGUAGAGAUUGAUGGAGUGUAUUCUGGAUGCUGCUCAAGUAGCAUCAUCAUAACUGGCCAAGAGAGGCAACCACCACCCCCCCCAAAUAAAUAUGCGAACUCGAUUGACCGUCCAUAGCACUUCCCUUCCCAACAAGAUCAGGAGAGCAAGGACUGGCAGGUAACCUGGCUUGGAAGAACUGUCAGCAGUGAACAACCAGGUCAAUGCCAAAACAGAACAAAGGAAUGAAGCU